AAUAUAAUGUAGGAGUGGAGAUCACCUUAGUAACGGAUGCGUCUGUAACUGAACGCACGUGCGGUGGUUUAUUAGAUAAAUAAUAUCGAUAUUAAAAAUGUGUAGGUGCAAGUAUUGGAUUGCAUUUUUUAUUUUAGGUUUAUCUUUGGAACACACGCAGACUGCUUGGUUAAAAUGUUACAGAGGUUCCAUGGACAACUAUAUGAUGACAUCACUGAGAAAUCCAACUCCACUGUUGGGAGAUCCGUGCAUUGACAGGAACCUUCGUACGAUGAUUUAUACAUUUGGAUAUCGUGGGAAGCCAAACGGCCCAGCGACCACCGCUGUCUUACAAACAUAUUUGUCAACCGGCAAGAAGAAUGUCAUUCUAUUGGAUUGGCAGGACGAGGCUAGGAGUGGCCUUUUAGGAAUUCCACUGGGAUAUGCCUUAUCUGCUGUCCCAAACGCGAAAAGGGUUGGUCAAGAGCUCGGUGCAGCUUUGAUAAUAUUAUCUCAAGCUGGUCUCAAUAUGAGUGAGAUUCAUCUCACGGGACAUUCUUUAGGAGCUCACGUCAUGGCGUAUGCGGGAAGAUGGGCCCGAGAAAGAGGCCAUGCUAUAUCAAGAAUAACAGGUCUAGAUCCAGCAAGAGCGUUGUUCGAGGGAGCCUUCGCUAUAAAGACGGGUUUGGAUCGCACGUGUGCCAAGUUCGUGGACAUAAUCCAUACAAACCCUGGUAACUAUGGUACAAGCAAGUCGAGUGGGACGGUGGACUUGUGGCCGAACUACUCGCCCGACGACGGCAUGCAGCCGGGAUGUCCGCUAGGCAGUUACAGCAUGUUUACACCCGAGGAUCUUUGUAGCCACGACCGAUCGUGGCGCUACCUGGUGGAGUCGGUGCGCAACGGAACUUCCUUUAUGGCGGCCUCUGCCGACAGUUUCGAUACAUGGCUAGGAAUGGACAAUCCACCGGCAACUAUUUAUAUGGGGGAUUUGGCGAAUACACGGGCUCGGGGCAACUUUUUCUUCACCACGAACUCUCAACCGCCAUACGAUCGAGGUAUGACGGGCGUUCUGCCUGAAGGGCAACGGGCAAGAAGAAAUUCAGCUUCAAUCACAUCAUUACUUGGAUUAUUGAAGCGGUAGACGUUUGAUAGUGUAAGAUUUUUUAAAAUAUCUUUAAAUUUUAAAGAUAUAGUGAUAUUGUUAUAAAUACCUAUAGUUAGUUUUAUUUAAACAUUUAUAAGAUAUUGUUAAGAAAAUUUAGAUGUAAUGGCCAUUAUAGUUAAGUGCUAAUAAUGUGAUGGCAAGAAAUUUAAGUGAUAAAAUUAAAUAGGAACAGAAUCCAAAUAUUCAACAAUAACUGUUUGUAGCUAAAAAUCAUGUGAUUUUAUAAGGUUGAAUAAAUUAUGAAGGAGUUUUUACCCAAA
Messenger RNA from Danaus plexippus (monarch butterfly), 1407 nucleotides. Its product is annotated as phospholipase A1 VesT1.02-like. The transcript is spliced from 7 exons. The record is from RefSeq and is a predicted model, not a curated record. Gene Ontology annotation, molecular function: lipase activity. The coding region runs from base 98 to 1123 and encodes 341 amino acids. NCBI's taxonomy places the organism in Eukaryota, Metazoa, Arthropoda, Insecta, Lepidoptera, Nymphalidae.